Molecule: messenger RNA, 1971 nt
Organism: Neltuma alba
Lineage: Eukaryota; Viridiplantae; Streptophyta; Magnoliopsida; Fabales; Fabaceae
Product: cold-responsive protein kinase 1-like
Exons: 8
Coding region: 36-1925 (629 amino acids)
Biological process (GO): protein phosphorylation
Molecular function (GO): protein kinase activity; ATP binding
Source: RefSeq, a predicted model, not a curated record
UUUUCUUCUUCUCCAUCUUCUUCUCUCAACUGAACAUGCUUCGACCUCCUAAUCUCCUUCCAUUAUUAUUUAUCUUCGUAUUCUGGUCAAGCUGGAGUCUUAACAGCGUCGUUUCAGACCCACAGACCAAUCUUCUUAAGAUCCGGUGUACCCCAUAUGACAGGUUCGUGGUUAGCGACAUCUCCGUCUUCAAUGAAAAUCUAAACGUAACCUUCAGAGACAUCAGACGGCAGCUUAGCGACCAAAACAAGCACUUCGCCACCGCGGCGAAGGAGGCCAAUGGAGAAGGCCCCGUUUACACUAUUUUUCAAUGCAGAAACUAUCUGUCCAUCGCCGACUGUGUCUCCUGCUUCGACGUCGUUGCCGUUCAAAUCCGCAGCUGCACCGCCGCCUUGGCCUCGGCUGCCCUUGCCGUCCUCGAUGGUUGCUUCCUCAGGUACAACUCCAAUGGUUUCUUUGAUGAGACCCCGCAGCCUUUCAACAUCGUAUCAUGUGGGAAUCAGACUACAGAAGAAGCAGCAACAUUUAACACAACAGUGCGACAAGUUCUAAUGAAUCUCCAAACAGCAACACCUAGAAUCCCUAAUUUCUCUGCGGCCACGAAGAUUCAUGUCCCUAAUAAUAAUUAUAAUGGCGCCACUAUUUAUGCUUUUGCUCAGUGUGUCGAUACCGCCACAAUAAACCAGUGCCUUAAUUGCUUGAAGGUUGAUUACAGUAGCUUGGAGAUUUGUCUUCCAAAUUCGGAUGGUAUGGCUUUUGAUUAUGGUUGUUUCAUGAGAUACUCAACCACUGCCUUUUUCCCAGAUAACCAGACCAUUGAUAUCAUACCCUUGGUCAAACAAGGUUCCAGCAAUAAGGGGCCUACUAUUGGUGGAGUAGUUGGUGGUAUAGCUUUUGUUUUGAUACUCCUUGGAUUGUUUGCCUCGAUUAGACGACCUAAAAAGAAUAAGAGAACUCCUAGAGAAGACAUAAUUGGAGCAAGCAAAUUAAAAGGCCCAAUUACUUACCGUUCUAGGGAUUUGAUGUCUGCGACCAACAAUUAUAGUGAAGAAAAUAAACUAGGAGAGGGUGGAUUCGGGGUUGUGCACAAGGGAACUUUGAAGAAUGGGAAAGUUGUUGCAGUCAAGAAAUUGACCUUAAACCACUCCAAGAGAAUGGAGGAAGAUUUUGAGAGUGAAGUGAAACUUAUUAGUAACGUUCAUCAUCGAAAUCUUGUUCGACUCCUGGGAUAUUGUAGUAAAGGGAAUGACAGAAUUCUUGUUUAUGAAUACAUGAAAAAUAGCAGCCUUGAUAGAUUCUUGUUUGGUGAAAGGACAGGUUUUCUCAACUGGAAGCAGCGAUAUGAUAUAAUUUUAGGAGUUGCAAGAGGUUUGGCAUAUUUGCAUGAGGAGUUUCAUGUUCGAAUUAUACAUAGAGACAUAAAGACUAACAACAUCCUCUUAGAUGAUAAUCUACAACCAAAAAUUGCAGAUUUUGGAUUGGCAAGACUCUUACCAAAUGACGAAUCUCAUCUUAACACAAAGAUUGUUGGAACAUUGGGAUAUACAGCGCCAGAGUAUGCUAUUCAUGGCCAACUAUCAGAAAAAGCUGAUAUUUAUAGUUAUGGCGUUGUCGUCUUAGAAAUCAUCAGUGGUCAGAAGUGUAAAGAAUUAAGGCUCCACGGUGAUGAUGAAGGCGCAUUCCUCGUUCAAACAGCGUGGAAGCUUUAUGAGAAGGAUAAACACUUAGAAUUAGUGGAUAAGAAUUUAGAGCCCAAUGACUAUUAUGCUGAAGAAGUAAAGAAAAUCAUAGAGAUCGGUUUGCUUUGCAUUCAAGCAUCUGCCAAUGCAAGGCCAAUGAUGUCUGAAGUAGUUGCAUUGCUUCAAAACAGGGACUUAUUAGAGAACUUGAGACCCACCAUGCCUAUCUUGAUUGAAAUUAAUUAGAGCUUAUCGAAGACGCCUCUACUUGUACAGCUUCCUAUAAAAUACU